AUGGUUGGAAAGCUACACACCACCACCACCAUCAUGGAGAUUAAUGCUGAUUACCUGGAGCGGGCGACCGCUUCCAACAAACUCAUCGAGCAGCUCGUGGGCUGCAUUCCUGCCGACAUUUACCUACGCAACUCGGAAACUUCCAACAACCUGAACGAAAAGUACAUGGUUAACAAAAAAGGCAACGCGCCCAAACAAGAUGUCAAGGAUGCCUCGAAGAAGGGCAAGCGUGCUCGCCUUGAUCCCGAGGCGCGUAGUGUCGUGGCCCAACAGGCUGCUAUGGCCAAUGAGGAGGCUAAAACGCAGGCCGCUCAAGACAGCAGUGACGACGAAGACAUGCAGAAACCGGCCGGUGAUCAGUCAGUAUCGAACGGUGCCACUCGCACGGGACCCGUUUUUAAGCACCUCAGCCACCAGCAACUUCGCGAGCGCCUGCGCCAAUCUCAAGAGCAACUUCGCGCCAAGCGCAAGGCUGACGUCAACGCCAACCGCAAGAAACAAAAGGAAAAGGUGGCUAACAAGCGCGCCAAGCUGAAAGAAGAGCGCAAGACCAAGGCAUUGGCCAAGGCGCCCCACGUUCCCGGGUCGGGCGCAGACCGCGCCGCGGGUGCCGCCGAUGGCUCGACUCCGGCCAAAAAGAGCAAAGUUCUGUUUAGCAAGUUUGAUUUGGGUGAUGCUCGCAAGCCCAAGAGCAAGCCUACCCCACAGCAGCUCUUGCAGCAAGCCGAGGCCAAGUCUGAGAAGAUGAAGCAGCUCCGCCAAUCCAACCCUGAAAAGGCUGCUGAGGUUGAGAAGAAGGACGCAUGGAGCAAGGCACUGCAAAAGGCCGAGGGCCAAAAGGUCUUUGACAAUCCUUCUCUGGUGAAGAAGAAAAUCAAGCGCAUCGAGCAAGCCAAAAAGAAAUCGCAGCUGCAAUGGACGGAUCGUGAGUCUGAGGUCAAGAAGCAGCAAAAGGAGCGCCAGGACGCGCGGCAAAAGAACUUGCAGGCCCGUAUCGACGCAAAGCGCGAGAAGAAGGUCAAGAAGCUCAAAAAGUCGGGCCGUCUCGUGGGCAAGCCAGGGUUCUAAGCCUUUGUCGUGCGGCCUUGAGUUUUUUUUUCUUUUCCUCCUUUUUCUUUUCCCCCUUUUUUUUUUCAAACUUGUUCUCUUGGGUGCUUGCUGCGAUACGCUCCUGGCCGAAAGAACCUGUGCUAUUCGUGUGUGUGGGAUCUGUCGGUACGCAAGUAUCGACCUGAUCCGCUUGGUGAACUCGAGAGUUGAUAGCACCGCCCUG
Molecule: messenger RNA, 1273 nt
Organism: Monosiga brevicollis MX1
Lineage: Eukaryota; Choanoflagellata; Craspedida; Salpingoecidae
Exons: 11
Coding region: 1-1068 (355 amino acids)
Biological process (GO): ribosomal large subunit biogenesis; ribosomal small subunit biogenesis
Cellular component (GO): nucleolus
Molecular function (GO): RNA binding; DNA binding
Source: RefSeq, a predicted model, not a curated record